AAGCUGUACACAGCAGAGUGCUUUCUUUACAAAUUACUCAAUAAAACAUUAAGAGAAAACGAUAAGACCAAAGUAAAUACACUCGGCCCAUUUUCCUGCUUUUUAUACUAUUCCUGGUAUCAUGGUGACAGAGAAUACGAACAAUGCAUUUAUCGAGGCACUAACCUUGAUCCACAAGACAUCGAAGCUUAUAAAACAGCAAUUGGUGAGGAGAAGUACUGGUUUGGGUUUUCUUCAACAAGCAAAAAUAGAACAUUAGCUGAAUACUUCGGAAAUACAUUAUUUAUUAUUCAACUGUCAAGCUACGGAGGCCUGGAUGUAUCAACAAACUCUGAUUUUCCACAGGAGGAAGAAGUCUUACUUAGACCCGGAACAAAGUUUACAGUUGAUAGCGAUUUUCGAAAAACACCCCCAUGAAGCUAUCUUCACAAGGCUGAUCGUCUCACCAGUUUUUCAUCAUUCCAAUUGAAAAAAGCCUGAAAGUUUCGUGGGUAAUUAUUUAUUCCUAACCGAGCUAUUGAUAAAACAAUUUUGAGCAUUUCGUGGUACAAAAAAAUAAAAAUUGGGUGUAAAGCUAGUAAUAAAGGAUAAAAUAAGGAUAAUAUCUAAUUGAAUGAUUAGUCGAUGCAACAAAAUAUAUUGUUAAAGAUACGCUAAGUUGAUGUAGACACACACUUGCCACUCUUAAUCUUUACGAUAACGAGAUAGGUGACGAAGGAGCUGAAGCAAUUGCGGAUGUACUAAAACACAAUCAGACUUUAACCCAUCUUUUUCUUCGAUUUAACCAAAUAACUGAUGAAGGAGCUCAAGCAAUUGCUGAUGCACUAAAGCACAAUCAAACUCUCACCACCCUUGAUGUUGCAUAUAACGCAAUAUUUGAUCAAGGAGCUCAAGCAAUCGCAGAUGCAUUUAAACACAAUCAGACGCUAACCACUCUUCGUUUUGACUCACACUUGGCCCAAUUUAAAGCAGCUCAAGCAAUCGCUGAUGCACUGAAAUACAAUCGGACUCUCACCACCCUUGAUCUUACACAUAACAACACAGCUGAUGAAGAGGCACUGAAACACACCACUCUUAAUCUUCGAUAUAAUCACACAGCUGAUCCAGGAGAUCAAGCAAUCGCUGAAACCCCUGCCAGUCUUCCAGUAUCAAGUAAUAGAGCAUCACAUAAAGCAGUCCAAGUAAUCGACAGUGCACCGGAACAUGAUCAGACCACCAACACUCUUAAUCCUGGAUACAACAACAUAGCUGAUCAAAGAGUUAAUGCAAUCGCUGAUGCACUAUUUACUCAAUUUGUGUAG
Messenger RNA from Didymodactylos carnosus, 1301 nucleotides. The record is from the annotation of a GenBank genome assembly. NCBI's taxonomy places the organism in Eukaryota, Metazoa, Rotifera, Eurotatoria, Philodinida, Philodinidae.